GAGCACCGUCGUCUCGGUCGCCGGAAGUCUGCAUGAAGCUGCGUCUCCAACAGAGGCAACGGCGUUCGACGUUUUUUUCUAUCUUGUUUUUUUUUUUUUUUUUUUAUUCGAGACUUUUUUUUCUCUUUUUUUAUUUUCUCUCGGCGAGAUGAGCAGGGAGUGAGGAAUGGAGGCGCAGGGAGCGAGGAUGUUUGUGUUUGCUAAGCGGAAAAGCUGGUUAAGCAAUAUGAACAUACAGGCCUUGUAGCUUGAGUGAACAAGCCAGCGAACAAAAGGAGAAAAUUAAUGGAGAAAUAAUGGACGAUUCCCAUUUCAACUCGUCAUACUUUUGGUCUCCCGUCCCCACAGUACAAGGACAGAUCGAGAACGCCAUGUUCCUGAACAAAGCAAAAGAUCAGCUGGGUCCAGACAAGACCAAUGCGCCCCCCUUCCCUCACUCUUCUGCUUCUUCCACCUCGUCCCCUCACUACCCCACAGCUGUGCUCGCCAUCCCGAGCUCAGUGGAUCCAGGGGCUGGGGUGAGAGUGGUCCCCAAACAGGAAGGAGGAGGGGCUUCAACAGGAGGAAGUGGUGGAAGUAAUAGUAACACACCUUUGAGUGGAGUUGGAGGCCACCUGCACCAGUCCCACACCUCCCAGAACGUCACCGUUGUGCCUGUUCCUUCUACGGGUAUCAUGACUGCAGCGGGGUUAGUGAUCACCACCCCACAAGGCACGCUGGUCCCCACAGCCUCCACGCAGUCCUUUGUAGCUGGACCCCACAAUGCUACCACCAUGAUAGUGUCUGCAGUGCACCCCUCAAACACAGAUAAGAAGGAGGACAUUGCUGUUCCUCCUGCCGUUGUCAUGCCGACUCCAUCAAAGCGAGGCAGGAAGAGCAAACAGAUGAUGAGCAGAGUGAGUGGCGUCCUUCCUCCAGGAAGUGAUGCUUUAAUUUUGGCACAUCUUGCAGCUGGUGGACAGCACCACAGUUCAGACCCAUACGAUUUGUCAAAUGAUGAGGAUGAUCACACUGGCAAAGAUGGCCCCAAAUCCUACAGGUGUCGGAUGUGUGCAGUGACGUUCUUCAGCAAGUCAGACAUGCAGAUCCACGCCAAGUCCCACACCGAGGCCAAGCCCCACAAGUGCCCCCACUGCUCCAAGUCAUUUGCCAACUCCAGCUACUUAUCCCAACACAUCCGCAUCCACAGCGGGGCCAAGCCCUACACCUGCACCUACUGCCAGAAAACUUUCAGGCAGCUCAGUCACCUACAGCAGCACACACGAAACCACACUGAGGCCAAGCCCCACAAGUGCCCCCACUGCUCCAAGUCGUUUGCCAACUCCAGCUACCUGUCCCAGCACAUCCGCAUCCACACCGGGGCCAAGCCCUACACCUGCUCCUACUGCCAGAAAACAUUCAGGCAGCUCAGUCACCUACAGCAGCACACACGAAUUCACACUGGUGACCGACCCUACAAGUGUAAUCAUCCUGGUUGUGAAAAGGCUUUCACUCAAUUGUCAAACCUACAGUCUCACCGCCGGCAGCACAACAAAGACAAGCCCUACAAAUGUCACAACUGCAACCGUGGCUACACGGACUCUGCCAGCCUGGAGGUGCACCUGUCCACACACACCGUCAAACACGCCAAGCUGUACUCCUGCGGCCUCUGUCACAGAUCCUACACAUCGGAGACAUAUUUAAUGAAACACAUGAGGAAGCAUAACCCUGACCCGUUAACGGUGGCUGCAACUGUAGCUGCCCAGCAGGCCCAGGGUCUUACCCCAGGUACAGGAGGAGGCCGGGGCCGAGGCCGUGGUCGAGGCAGAGGAGGGGGUGGGAGAGGAAGCCAGCUGCAAAACCAGAAUAACCCAAACACCAACCAGAGCCCUAAUCCCGGACCCCCAGGCAGCUACCAGCAGAACCAGCAACCCUCAGAGGCCGUGGUUUCUUGUCCGUUUGAUCUACACCAGUACAAAACGGUGUCGGCAAGUGAGAUCCAGUACAAACCAGUCACUGUGGGCGACCUAUCGGUGACCCAUAAAGACCUUUGCCUAACCGUGUCCACGUCUGCCAUACAGGUGGAGCACAUGAACUCAUAGGCUGCGUCCUCCCGCUCUGUUUGUGGGGUUACUAAUGCCUGCAGUGUAAAAAGCUCCAUACGAACUGUUCAUUCAUUAUUAUGGUCUUCUUUAACAAUCAAAAGAAAACUGGCGAACGGGAGAAACUGUUUCCAUCCUCAUCAGUCAUCUGGUUUUGACACUGGAUUUCACAGUGUUGUGUUCAUACUCUCUUUUAAGCAGCUCUCGUGGACAUUGUGAAAAGGGAUCGAUCUAUUGUAUUGCAAUACAAUCAAAAGAUAAAAGUCAAAUUAAUCAAUUUCUGAAGCUUAAGUGUUGGGCACAUUUGCUUGUUUGUUAGAUUCAAAAUGCUUCAGUGAGCAGAAUUCACCUCCCUGGUUCCUCUCAGUAGAAGUUCUGGUUAAAGGUGGUGCCUCAUUGGGCUGCGACUGUUGGAGACUUGUAGUGCCUGAAAAUUGUGAGAAAAUGUGCAAAUUACACGUUGCAGCCCGACUGAAUUGUGUUUUUGCAAGAAGUGACCAGAGGCAGCGUUUGGAAAUUAAGG
Messenger RNA from Nematolebias whitei (Rio pearlfish), 2604 nucleotides. RefSeq names its product zinc finger protein 384 a (gene znf384a). Gene Ontology annotation, cellular component: chromosome; nucleus. The record is from RefSeq and is a predicted model, not a curated record. The transcript is spliced from 11 exons. The coding region runs from base 297 to 2081 and encodes 594 amino acids. Lineage: Eukaryota; Metazoa; Chordata; Actinopteri; Cyprinodontiformes; Rivulidae. Gene Ontology annotation, biological process: regulation of transcription by RNA polymerase II. Gene Ontology annotation, molecular function: DNA-binding transcription factor activity, RNA polymerase II-specific; RNA polymerase II cis-regulatory region sequence-specific DNA binding; chromatin insulator sequence binding.